AUGUCUCAACCACCGCCUAGCAUGAGCCCGGAGGAGCCCACCUCCAUCGACGACGCACAGCUACCACAAAUCAAGCUGGCAGGGUUGAUCGAGGGCGAUCCCGAGACACGGCGUGCACUGCUCGCUGCAUGCGAGAAGAAUGGAUUCUUCCAUCUUGACAUUGUUGGCGGCGACGACCAGUUCCUGCAGACGUGGGACAAGCUGCUCGAGGUCAUGGCUGAGUACUUCCACCAGCCGCAGGAGGUCAAGAUGCUAGACGAUCGGCAAAGCGAUACACACGGAUACGAGCCCAUGGCGACAUCGGCAGGAGCCGCGCCGGGGCUUCCAGAUUACUACGAGUCGUUGAAGGUAUCGCGGGAUGAGCUCCGGCAGAACAGCUCGAAAGUAGCCAGUAUCGUCAAGUCCCAGCGGAAGAUCUUCGAGGCCUACAUCGCCUCCGCGCACGCCGUGGUCUCGACAGUACUGCGCGAGCUAUCCGUGGCCCUAGGUGACCAGUAUCCUCUCACAGAGGCCCAUUCAGACGACCGGCCAUCGCGCAGCACGCUGUCUGUUUUCCGGUAUCCAAAGCAGGACGAGGACGUCGAGUUGAGCGGCCUGGGCCACAACAAGCACACGGACCUGGGCACGCUGACGCUGCUGCUGUGUCGGCAAUGGGGCUUGCAGGUGCUCACGGAGGACAAUGGCUGGCAGUUCGUCGCGCCCAGGCCGGGUUGCGCCGUCGUCAACGUGGGCGACUCGCUGCGCUUUCUUUCGGGGUUGCGGCUGCGGUCUGUCGUGCACCGCGUCGUGCCGCGCAAUGCUGCCCAGCGCCAGGACGAGGACCGGUACAGCGUCGCGUACUUUCUGCGCCCGGCCGACGAUGUCACUUAUCGCGAUGUCAACGGGCGCACCGUCUCGGCCUGGGCCUGGCAUGACGACAAGUUUGACAUGUUCCGCCAGCCUCAUGAUAUACAGGAGUCUAAUGCUGUCGCCACUGGGGGGAUGGAGCGUGCGGACACACUCAUCUUUUAA
Fusarium venenatum is the source of this 1011-nucleotide messenger RNA. RefSeq names its product putative 2OG-Fe(II) oxygenase family oxidoreductase. NCBI's taxonomy places the organism in Eukaryota, Fungi, Ascomycota, Sordariomycetes, Hypocreales, Nectriaceae. The record is from RefSeq and is a predicted model, not a curated record. Gene Ontology annotation, molecular function: 2-oxoglutarate-dependent dioxygenase activity.